UACAUCUCCAUCCUGUGCUAUCAAUUUUGCAAUUGACAACCUUCUUCGCAAUGGAUCUCGCUCGUAGAAACAACGUGCUCCAAUAUAAUGACAACACCGUCAACGGUGCAACGGCAGACAUUGCCAUCACAACACAUGGAUCCGACUUCUACUUCGCUAUUUGCGCUGCGAUGGGAUUCUCCGGAUUUGUUUUCCUAGGUCUCGCCUACCGCAAGCAGCGUCGCGACCGUCUUUUCCACUACAUCACCGCAUCUGUAGUCUUCGUCGCAUGCAUCGCCUACUUCACAAUGGGAUCCAACCUGGGCUUUACACCAAUCGCAGUCGAGUUCCACCGCAGCGACCCCAAGGUAGCAGGAAACUACCGUUCGAUCUACUAUGCUCGUUACAUCGACUGGUUCAUCACUACGCCUCUGCUGCUCCUCGACUUGCUUUUGACUGCUGGCAUGCCAUGGCCGACUAUACUUUGGGUCAUCAUGGUUGAUGAGAUUAUGGUUAUCACUGGUCUGAUCGGUGCCCUUAUCGACAACCGUUACAAGUGGGCCUACUUCGCUUUUGGCUGCUUUGCUCUUUUCUACAUCGUCUACCAACUAGUCUGGGAGUCGCGCAUCCACGCCAAGGCAUUCGGCCGCGAUGUUGAGAAGGCGUUCAUGAUGUGCGGAAGUAUGACCGCUCUGCUUUGGAUCCUGUACCCAAUCGCAUGGGGAGUCGCCGAGGGCGGUAACGUCAUUGCCCCUGACAGUGAAGCUGUUUUCUACGGUGUACUUGACUUCCUAGCCAAGCCAUGCUUCGGUGCCCUCCUCCUGUGGGGCCACAAGGACAUCGACCCGGCCCGUCUCGGCCUCUCUAUCAAGGACUACGAUGGUGAUGCCAUGGUUCACGAGAAGCGCAAGCCUGAUGCCGUGAACAACGGACAGACCGCUACCCACCCCGAUGGCUACAACGGCACUGCUCCUCAUGUCGACAACACUGUUUAGACCGAGGUUUGAGUUUUGCUUAAAAGAUGAUCUCUCAUGAACGGGGAAGAUGUACCGCAGGUACGGUGAAAGUUGUAAUGUGGUAAUGAUAGUUUAUUGGGUGUGGCGCAGAUUGUGAUUACGAUUAAGCGUGGGAUACCCUCUCUGAUAGUAGCAUAAUAAAUCCUUCCUCUUUUUCAUCAUCAUGUUUGAACAAUGAUGGAAACACAUCUAAUAUUCGCCG
Molecule: messenger RNA, 1197 nt
Organism: Alternaria alternata
Lineage: Eukaryota; Fungi; Ascomycota; Dothideomycetes; Pleosporales; Pleosporaceae
Product: putative opsin-like protein
Exons: 5
Coding region: 51-974 (307 amino acids)
Biological process (GO): monoatomic ion transport
Cellular component (GO): endoplasmic reticulum; plasma membrane
Molecular function (GO): monoatomic ion channel activity
Source: RefSeq, a predicted model, not a curated record